AUGAAUAUAAAAAAGAUUGAACACCAAAUUAUUGAAUACAAGCGCACAAACAAGGAAGCUCAGCAAGCAAAACCGUCGUUACUAGCAGCAGACUUGGGCGAAACUUUGAGGCGACUUCCAAGCGAGCGCGAAUAUUUCAAUAUUUCUGACGAACUGGCACGCCUUCGCGAGGAACGCGAGGACGAGCACGAUGAAGAUGAAGCUGAUUCGAAUGAAGAAGACGAGAAUAACGACGAAACAGAAGAAGAAGACAAUGAGAAUGACGAGGACGAAAAUGAGGAAAGUGAUGAAGAAGAAGAGACAAUCGCAGAAAUGCCCCGCCACUAUAUCGACGGACAACGACUCAACCCCAAUCCCUUCCACUCCAGAGUGCUCAUGUUCGCAGCACAAGAACCACUGGCUGGUAUGGAUUCACCGAGAUUUGUGAUUCAGAGUCAAUAUCCAACAUUUGACACCUCACCGCGUGAGUGGUAUUACAAUAGAUGGUUGUUGGGGGACGAGGGGAAUGUAAUUACUGCAAGUGCAGAUAGAAAUCGUUAUCGAAAUGCACCUGAAGCGGACGAACCGAUCGGGAAUGAUCCGGCAUAUCAACUCUGGAACAGAAUGCGACAGGCAGGAUAUGUAACCAGUGGAGAUGAGCCGACAAGCCAAAAUAUCCCACAGCAAAUCAUUGAUCCAUUGGAUCAACUCAGGGUCAGGGUGUUGCCCGAUAUGCAAGUGCCGGCAGGAAAUCCUGCGACUCAAAAUCAACAGAAUCAUUACUCCCCAAUUGGACAGUACUAUUCUCCAGCCAGAUAUGAGUCUACAAAUACAACCGGCACCUAUACCCAUACCAGAUAUCUAGUAAAUCCCAACAGCGGAGAGGUGUAUGGAAUUACAUAUCCAUUGUUUCAAUGGGCUCCAAGCCCCCUCCAAGCUGCCCCGCCAAUGGGAGCGCCUGCAUACCAAACACUGGAUCCAAACACUGCAUAUCCAACCUCAGGAAAUCAGUUUAAUUAUGCAGCCAGCGAUAAUUUAUCAUAUUCUACAGCAAACACUGGAUACUAUGAGCUGGAAUGUGAUUGCAUGCCUGAAUCGUAUCAUCUUCCAUCCUAUCAGCCUCCGUCAGAGCGAUUUCCGAAUACACCUUGGCAGAUCUAUCAAGUACCCAGCGUGGAGUCUGGAGCUCCAUGUACUUCCCAACUGCAGCCUUGUCGUGGAAAUGCAGCUUUUCAGGUCUAUCCAAGCUCGUAUCCAGCACAGGACUAUCAAACUUGUUCUUGCCGUCCAUGUGCUGCUUGCCAACCGUGUGCUGCUUGCCAACCAUGUGCUGCUUGCCAGCCAUGUGCAUGCAGCCAGCAGCAGUGUUCUCAAUUCGCUGCUGAGGAUGGGGCUGCUGCUGCCACAGCCCGUGGCUUACUAACAGGCAGAGAGUAUACUACGUUCUCUCCAUCGGGACACGUUGUACCGCGAUCCUGGUAUACGCAAACGUAUUUGGCCUGGCAACAGACUGCAGGGCAGUCCCCAAACCAAUAUGCACCCAACGGACAGGCUGUAGCUAGAACCGUGUAUGAGCAGCAACCAUAUCAAACAAGUGAUCCGGCUACAAUUGCACCCACAGAGCUCGCCAAUGGUCAGCCACACUUGCGUGGUCCCUAUGAGCCGCUGCUAGCCCAUCGCCUGGCCAAUGCCGUGGAAUAUGGCCUGUUCACUGCCGACGACGACGGACCGGAUUCCAUGAUGGCGAACGAUGUCCUAGAUCAGAUAAUAAGACUGCGACCCAAUUUUAUGGAGCCCAACAAUGCCAGCAGCAACAAUGUACAGAAUCAAAUGACUGCAUCGCCUUUUUCGCCACUGGACCAGCGUGAAGCGAACGCCAGAGAAGAGCAGAAGAUGCUCUGGGACGUCAGUCAGCGUCGCGGCAAAUAAAACUAAUUCAAAGGUGACCCCCAAAACGCUACAGCUAGAUAACGCCAAACAAACAAACAUUAAAAAUGUAAAAAAUGGUUUCUAAAACUACUUAGAUUUACAUGUUUCCUUAUUUGUAAAGACAACCCCACGUUGUAUUAAUCAGAAUCAGAAUUAUUCCAAUUUCGAAUUUCUGACUGUAAUUUUUUUUUGUCGAAAGAAAAAUGGCGAAGAAUAAUAAAAAGAAGUCGAAAUCGAUUCCAAAGCAGAAGGCGGUGUCCAAGGGCGCCGUUGAAGGAAAAGCU
This is a messenger RNA of Drosophila obscura, 2192 nucleotides long. RefSeq lists its product as uncharacterized. The record is from RefSeq and is a predicted model, not a curated record. Bases 1 to 1908 code for a protein of 635 amino acids. Lineage: Eukaryota; Metazoa; Arthropoda; Insecta; Diptera; Drosophilidae. The transcript has 3 exons.